AUGGCGGCGGCGUCGGAAGAGCGGAUGACUGAGGAGGGAGGCGGCAGCCACGGUGACGGCGGCUCUUGUUCUGCCGCUGGCUCUGCCCAGCGACAGCCUCCCCCGCCCCCUGCCCAGCCCCCGCAGCCGGGGUCCCAGGCGCCCCCGGCGCCGGCGCUGGUUCCGGACCAGCUGCCUCAGAACAACACGCUGGUGGCGCUGCCCAUCGUAGCCAUCGAGAACAUCCUCAGUUUUAUGUCCUACGACGAAAUUAGCCAGCUGCGUCUGGUUUGUAAAAGAAUGGACUUGGUUUGCCAGAGAAUGUUGAAUCAGGGGUUUCUGAAAGUGGAGAGGUACCAUAACCUGUGUCAGAAGCAAGUGAAAGCACAGCUCCCAAGGAGAGAAUCAGAAAGGAGAAACCAUUCUUUAGCUCGUCAUGCAGACAUCCUUGCAGCUGUGGAAACAAGGCUGUCACUGUUAAACAUGACUUUUAUGAAGUAUGUGGAUUCCAAUCUCUGUUGCUUCAUCCCAGGAAAGGUGAUUGAUGAGAUUUACCGUGUGUUGAGAUAUGUCAAUUCUACCAGAGCCCCACAGCGUGCUCAUGAAGUCCUCCAGGAGUUAAGGGAUAUCUCCUCCAUGGCCAUGGAGUACUUUGAUGAAAAGAUCGUUCCAAUUCUGAAGAGGAAACUGCCAGGAUCGGACGUGUCUGGAAGGCUCAUGGGCUCUCCUCCAGUGCCAGGCCCGUCCGCAGCCCUAACGACAAUGCAGCUCUUCUCGAAGCAGAACCCUUCGAGACAAGAGGUCACCAAACUCCAGCAGCAGGUUAAGACCAAUGGUGCUGGCGUGACUGUUCUCAGGCGGGAAAUUUCUGAGCUUCGCACCAAAGUGCAGGAACAGCAGAAACAGCUUCAAGACCAAGACCAGAAACUGCUAGAGCAGACCCAGAUCAUAGGGGAACAGAAUGCGCGGUUGGCAGAGCUGGAGCGCAAACUGCGGGAAGUCAUGGAGAGUGCUGUGGGAAGCUCCUCCGGGGCCGGGCAGAGUGAGGAGUCUCCUCGGAAACGGAGGAAGGCCACAGAAGCCAUGGACUCGCUUAGAAAAUCAAAGCGGCUUCGGAAUCGAAAGUAGACGGGAGCGUGGGCCUUGCUCCAGAGGAGAGCAGGGCCGGAGCCUGAGCAGUUUUGCCUGUCAGGACCCUGGAAACAACACUGUCCCUUGGGCUUCUAGGCUUCCAGAACACGACCUGGAGGUGGGAUGUUCUCUCCCUGCUUCUCCUUGUGGAGCUGACGCACAGAAUCUCUUUACUUUGCAAUAGAUUUGUACUAACCAGACCUGUUCUAUCAUGUUUUGGGGAAUUGACUUUUUUCUGUGCAGAUAAUGUUUAAUUUUGUUUCUGCAUAUAUGCACAUUACCUAGGAUCUUAAGCAAACCAGUCUUGACAGACUAGAAGUUGUUUCAUAAAGAAAAUGUCCUGUUCACUUGAAAGAAAAAAACCCUACUUUUUAAAUGGACACUAUCUUGUUUUAAAACAAAAGUUGACUUUUUGUUAUAAGUGACCUUUGUCUGGAAUGUCUGAAAAGUAGUUAAUGCUUUUGGUAUCAAAGUAAUGGGUAACUGAAAGGACUUGCAUAGUAUUGACUGUAGAAGGAGCCUCUACAGUACUGACUAUAUAUUUUUAUAAACUACUGGCAAGGGACGGAUCCAGUUAGUAUCCACGUUUUCAGUUCUCUCUGGGCCAUGUCCUACAUUCGCAUGGAUGGAUGCAUGCACUGCCCAGUCAACCCCCUUAAAAGCUCUUGCACUGGCAUUGACCUUGAACCUCUGUACUUCACUUCUUAGCAUCUUGUUGAUUUAAGCGCUUUGCAUCUUCUUCCACUGCAGCUGCUUGCCUCCAGGGGAGAAUUGUUAGUCCAUUUGUCCUCCAGUUUUCUAGAACAAGAGACUAUUAAAGCCUGUUGCUUAUCUGUGCUCUGUAGGGUUCAGGUACACUGGCUGAGGCAGAACCCCAGGUCCAAGGCUCCUUCUAUUAAGACCAGGCCUCUGGGAGCUAGUGCUGGUCCUGACUCCUCACUGUGUUUGUGGGUCCAAUGUGGUGACUGAGUUUGGGGCCCAACUUGUGGAUUUAGUUUUGCCACUGAAGGAAAAAUUUACUGAAGAAAAUAGUGCCAUGAAAAAGCAAUUUGAUCACUUCAUUUCUGGGAGCUGACCUGAGGGAAGCUUUCUAAUAUUAACUUCAGGCUUCCCUUGCCCUAAUUUUAAACAGAGCUUUAAUUCUGUUUGCACUCCUGUUUUGAGCUUGUAACUGGAAAAGCAUGUCUUGCACUGUUCACCCUUCUGAGUGGUCACUUUAACAGCCUCCAAAUUGUGUACAGUGGUUCUCUUCCCAAGCUGUAUACUUUUGAGACAUUCAGUUAUCACUGUCCUAGUUUUAUUUUAAAUGUACUAAAUUAUGUAGUUAUUUGACUGUUAAGUUCUUUUAAACUGCUGCCAUGGGCUUCAGUUAUUUAAAGUAAAUGUAGGUGUAAUAUAGAAAACUGUCCCUUUCCAGGUGGGAGUUUUGACACCUGUAUAAAAUCUAAGGUUUGGGUAAGUACCUUAGUUGAACAAAAGCACAAGGUUAUCAUUUCCUGUAUCUGUCCAGCAUGACAAGGUUAUUCAUACCUUAGGUAAAGUUACCAAGUGGAACUUUUUCCUGUCCAUUUUUAGUGUUGUCCUUUCAUAAUUUUGUCCUCAGAUUUUGAUCAAUUCUAUGUCUUAACUUUUAAACCCCAUUUACAAUGUAGUGUGUUUUCAAUGAAAAACCAUAAAGUAACAUUCAGGUGUUUCAUGCUAUGUUGGGAAGGUGAUUUUAAAAUAAACAGUUUCCUAAAAACAUUUGUCAGCCAAGGUGAUCCAUAAAAGUCCCUGUCUGGAAUGCAUUUUCUCAGCAGGUCUCACUUUUGUAGUCAUAGGAUUUAGCCAUAUUAUCAGAACUUUGCAGAACGCCUACUGGCAUACUCACAGCCUUUAAUAGUUGUUUUUCUGCUAACAGGAAGACUUUGAAGUAGCCAAGUGCAGCUUUACAAAGUAUGAAUCUUAUGCAUUAAAGGGGUAGAGCCUCAGAUUAUUUCUGCAGUAGUUGUUAAUGAAUUGUUAAAAGUUUCCUGAAUUUCUUUUUAAACUCCGUCUGAUUAGCCUAAAUGUAUCUGUAGUCUUGCAUUGGUUAACAUGAGUGUGUGGCGUUCAUAAUGAGCAUCCACGGUAUUGGAAGGUAAAUUUUCUGUUCCUCAAACCAAAUUUCUGCAGCAUACACUCACAGUCUCGAGUGGCACUUGUCAGUGCGUGAAUAUCCACACGCAGGGAAACCAAACACUACAGUUGAAUUGAAGGUUCAGACUAGCUAAAGCACUGUAUGUUCUCUCCUUCACCGUCAUUGAGCCAGCUGUUGGGUAGCUGUCACGCUUGCUCUGGGGUAUCUUGUAGGUACUGAGUUCUGCAGAUCUCACAUCAUUUUCACCAGCUCAGAUUGAUAACGUUCCAUUGAAAUUGUAAAUCAGCUUCCUAGGAGAGCACCCUCCUGCCCUGAAUUUUCUCUCGGUCAUCUAAAUGCUGCAUGUUGUUAAUAGCACAUUUCAUAAAGUAUUUCCAUCACCUUCACUGCUUCUCAGAGAUGUCUGUGUUACUGGGUCAUGCCCACCUAAGUUUACUGUGGUACACACUGAUACGUGUAUAGAUGUGGAAAGACAUGUGCAGAAAGUGGAGAGGACGGCCCCGCACCCAUCCCACACACACACACACACACACACACGAGUCCCACACGUCUUAAGACCACAGAGCCUGUUGUGUUCAAACUUGUCUUCUGCCGUAUGGACCCUGGAAAUGGGGCAAGCGCAGAUGUGUUCAGAGAGGUCCUCCUGUCCCGAAGCCUGUUGGGGUGCCAUCAGCUCUAAAGCCACUGCUGUUGGAAGCAACUUUUUUGUGAAACAUGUUUUUUGGAGUACUGAACUUUACAGGGGCUUGCCUUAAUCUCUACUUAGUAGUUUCAAGAUGUAUACGCAUUAUUCUCCAUGUUAGAAUAUUCUGUGUAGCCCCUAAUGUGGGUAAAACAGUGUAAGUAAUGCCUAAAUAAGCUAAAAGGUGUCACUGCAGCUGGAUUUUGACAGAAAACAUAAUAGGCUAUGCUUCAUAAAAAUAAUGGCACCUUAGGAUUGCACUAUUUUGUUCAUUAUUUUAUAUGCCAUUUCAUAGCCUGCACUUUAAUCUCCAAAGAAACUAUGUAUGAUGUCCCAGUUGUUUCUUAUUAUUAAUAAACUUGUUCCUAGCAGGGCACUUAGUUCUAUUUUAUUAUGCUGAACUGGUUUCCUGGAAAGUGGAUUCCUUUCCUGAGUUCCCUUAUUUCCGUAGCUGUGAUAUUUUCUAGGACUUGGGAACCCCUUUCAUCUGUUUCCAGCAGUAUAUGAUUUGAUGUAGUGUAAUGUAAACCUCAUCCUCGGUGAUCAGCACAUGCUUAGAUCCUCUUCUGUAGUGAGCACCAGUUUGUUCUGAAAUUGAUGCUGUGCGUGAGAUUCGAAGGCAGGAGGGGACAGAAGGCAUCUUGAGACGUCCUGCGGCAGCAGUUACUGGGAAAAGGCUGGUUCUGUAGGAAAACCAGCUCUUUGGCUGGGGGUCUGUCUGAAUUUCUUUACCUGGUACACAGAAGGCUAAUGGCCUGCCAUCUGCAGUAAAUUACUUUCCAAAGUCCUGAGCCUGCAGAAGGAGACUUAGUACUGGGUUGGCCAGUGCCUGCUGUGCUCUCACUUGGAGUAACAGUAGUUAUAUUGGUGUCAGGCCUCUUGCAACUUUCCAAGAAUCUUGGUUCAAUUUCUGAAAUUCAGAAGUUACGUCCAAAGUUUUCCUGUUGUGUCUGAAGGAAACCAUGAGGUUUGGAAUCUUAGCAGUAACCUCUGUAUCAGAUAUGUUGCCAAAGCCUGGCGGACCAUACCUAAACCACCAAAAGUUGAGACGUGUCUAGCAUUCCUUGCUGUGCUGCCGUUUGUUUACCUGUGCUUAUGAGCAACAAUAAAACACUAGUUUACCUUCUGGAAUUUAAUUGUUUUGACUGAUCGAUUGGAAAAUGAAAAGCACCUCCCAGUUACACAACAGGGUACAUAAAUAAAUGUGUUGUCACCAGU
Heterocephalus glaber (naked mole-rat) is the source of this 5129-nucleotide messenger RNA. It is a transcript of the gene Fbxo28, whose product is annotated as F-box protein 28. NCBI's taxonomy places the organism in Eukaryota, Metazoa, Chordata, Mammalia, Rodentia, Bathyergidae. The record is from RefSeq and is a predicted model, not a curated record. Gene Ontology annotation, biological process: protein polyubiquitination. Gene Ontology annotation, molecular function: protein binding.